UAUGUUAUUCCAGCACGAGCCUUUUGACAGCUAUAAGAAAUAGGCUAAAUUAAAUAAAUCUCGAAAUAGCUACACUAAUCUAAUGAAUUUAUCUAACUAAAUAGAGUUUCGACGAACGCUGGUAUCUGCUUACAUAGUUUUAACUGGCAAGCUUGAACCGAAAACUGUUACAGCUACAUUCUGCAAUUGUUGGCUAGCAAGCUACAAUAAAUUAAAGCUCUUUGUCACAUAGCUAGCUAACUCGACCAUGUGUCAGGUCGAUGAGGAGUACAAUGGACAGCUAGAACACAGAGUGACCCCACGUGUCUCCAAGAAGUGUGUCAAAUGCAAAGAAAAUACAGCGGUACUGAUCAUCCGAGCUGGAGAUGCAUUUUGCAGGGGCUGCUUCAAGGAGUACUUCAUCCACAAGUUCCGGGCCAUGCUGGGAAAGAACCGGGUCAUUUUCCCAGGAGAGAAGGUUCUUCUUGCAGUGUCUGGAGGGCCAGCCUCUAGCUCCAUGCUGUCACAGGUUCAAGAGGGUUUGAGUCGAGACGCACCCAAGAAGUUGAGAUUUGUCCCUGGAAUUAUCUACAUAGAUGAGGGCGGUGCCAGUGGUCAGAGCAUGGAAGAGCGGGAGAGGGCAGUGGCUCAACUGGAGUCAGUUUUCAGAGCCACUAAUUACCAUUACCACAUAGUCCACCUGGAGCAGGUACUCAGUCUCCCCAGCUCAGUGCUAGAUGCAGGAUCCUCGGCAACAGAAAAACCACAGACUGGGUCGAGUUAUAAAGCUGCUGUGGACCAAUUCAUCCAGACCAAGAAGAACCAGCAUCCAGACCUCUCUGUGGAGAAUGCCCAGAGUCACCUGUCCAGUCUGAGUAUGCAUGAGGUCGAGAAUGGAGUAACCAGCCCCAUCACCCCUGAACACACCCAAGCCCUUCAGAAACUGUUUGCCUCUGUGAGGACGCUGACAGCCAAAGAGGAUUUGCUACAUACACUGAGGCAGCACCUGAUUCUCCACACAGCGAGGACACAGGGCUACACCAAGGUGAUGAUGGGGGACAGCUGCUCCCGUCUGGCCAUCAAACUGCUCAGCAACAUCUCUCUGGGGCGAGGGGCAUCGCUGGCAACCGACACGGGCUUCUCAGAUCCUCGCUACGGAGACGUGGUCAUUGUCAGACCCAUGAGGGACUAUUCCUCUAAAGAAAUAGCAUAUUACAACAGAAUGUUUGACAUCCCCUCCGUCUUUAUCCCUGGCCUGGACACUAAGGCACAAGACAAGGCCAGCAUCCAGCACCUGACAGAGAGCUUUGUCACCAAACUCCAGACUGACUUCCCCUCUACUGUCAGCACAAUCUACAGGACCAGUGAGAAACUCCACACAGCAUGUCCCCCUCAGAACACCAACACACAACCCUUUGCUAAGUGCCUACUGUGUGUGUGCGCCUUGGACACUAAACUAGAGGAGUUCUCUGCCUACCAGGCUACACUGAUCUCAGAGCAGCUGUCUCAGAGGCGAGGCCCAGGCCCAGGGUUCACCCCUGGUACAACAGCAGCUCCAGGGCUGACUCCAGCCUCCUCGGCAAGCCAGGGCCAGUGCUGCUCCUCUGGAGGGGGCCAGCAUCAGGGCUGUAUGACUGGAGAGGGGGGCUGCUGCUCCUCUGCUAAGGAACCAGAGACGGUGGAUCUUAAAAGCCUGUUGUGUUACAGUUGUAGACUGACCAUCAAAGACAUGACAGCAGAAGAUGCCCUUCCCCAGUAUAUACUGUCAGAGGCUGAGAGAAGGAAGAGAAGGUCUCAGAUGAGGGAGGAGAUCAGUGAGUUCCUGCUAGAUGAGGAAGAGGAUGAAGCCAUCCCGAGGGUCAAUGGGUCCUUGUGACUGCACAACGUCACUGCAGUGACGUAGUUCCCUUGGCAACUAUACAGCCAAGGCUGUUUGUCUCAAUAUAAACUAACACCAAUUGCUUUUAAUGAAUCAACUGACUGAGUAAAUAUUAUUUGGCUAUAAGACAAUAGGCUGAUUUAAACUGUAUUUUAACUGCACCCAAAAUAAAGCUGCUUUGUACAUGGCA
Oncorhynchus tshawytscha (Chinook salmon) is the source of this 2048-nucleotide messenger RNA. RefSeq names its product cytoplasmic tRNA 2-thiolation protein 2. Gene Ontology annotation, molecular function: sulfurtransferase activity; tRNA binding. The transcript is spliced from 15 exons. Bases 248 to 1855 code for a protein of 535 amino acids. Gene Ontology annotation, cellular component: cytosol. Lineage: Eukaryota; Metazoa; Chordata; Actinopteri; Salmoniformes; Salmonidae. The record is from RefSeq and is a predicted model, not a curated record. Gene Ontology annotation, biological process: tRNA wobble position uridine thiolation.